Quercus robur (English oak) is the source of this 792-nucleotide messenger RNA. RefSeq lists its product as uncharacterized. The record is from RefSeq and is a predicted model, not a curated record. Bases 1 to 792 code for a protein of 263 amino acids. Lineage: Eukaryota; Viridiplantae; Streptophyta; Magnoliopsida; Fagales; Fagaceae. Gene Ontology annotation, molecular function: catalytic activity. The transcript has a single exon.
AUGAGUAUUUUAAGUUGGAACUGUCAGGGGCUUGGGAACCUCCGAACAGUCAAAACUCUUAAGAGAGCAAUGCAGCAAAAAGAUCCCAUUUGUGUCUUCCUGAUGGAGACAAAGCUCACCACAGAGCAACUAUACGACAUGAAGCAAGAAUGGGUUUACAACCAAGGUCUCAUAGUCUCAAGUACUAGCCUCAGUGGAGGUCAUGCUCUUUUAUGGAAACCCGGAACUCAGGUACACGUCCAAAAUUUCUCCCGAUGGUUUAUUGAUGCCCAUAUAAUUUGUGACAAUACAGGUACAAAGUGGAGAAUUACCGGUUUUUACGGCCACCUCGAAACAUGCAAACGUGAGGAAACGUGGACUUUGCUUGAAUCUUUGCGGCACUCCACCGACCUUCCCUGGCUUUGCAUUGGCGAUUAUAAUGAAAUUGUCAGUCGCACGGAAAAGAGUGGCGACUCCUUAUGCCCUACCAGACAGAUGGACCGUUUUCGCUCUGUCGUUCAUACAAGUGGCUUCAUUGACUUAGGAUUUGUUGGCCCUCCAUAUACCUGGUCUCGGAAUCACCCUGUUAAAGGUCGAACCCACAUUCGCCUUGACCGGGCAUUAGCCACAACUUCAUGGAAAACUCUCUUCCCGAAUGCCACCGUCCACCAUAUCUCCAUGUCCACCAAUGACCACUCCAUGUUGGCAGUACACUUGCAACCCCACAGACACCUCCCACAACAUCGAACCCAAUGUCCAUUCCACUUUGAGGCAAUGUGGCUAAGGGAUCCUCAGUUUGCUGAAGUCGUCUAG